AUGAGAGAACUAGUAAUAUCACUUUUCCCUCAUUCCUUUUCUUUGCAUUGUCCUAAAAAAGGUUAUGCGAUUUCAGGAACAAACAACUUGAAGAAUCACGAAGGUAUACAUGAGAAGGAAGGUGGUUGGAGGAGCUUAAGUGGUAAGACGUUAUUGUGA
This is a messenger RNA of Arabidopsis thaliana (thale cress), 159 nucleotides long. RefSeq lists its product as uncharacterized. NCBI's taxonomy places the organism in Eukaryota, Viridiplantae, Streptophyta, Magnoliopsida, Brassicales, Brassicaceae. The transcript has a single exon. Bases 1 to 159 code for a protein of 52 amino acids. The record is from RefSeq and is marked reviewed.